This is a messenger RNA of Aptenodytes forsteri (emperor penguin), 1275 nucleotides long. RefSeq names its product RAB27B, member RAS oncogene family (gene RAB27B). Gene Ontology annotation, cellular component: secretory granule; melanosome. The coding region runs from base 1 to 657 and encodes 218 amino acids. Gene Ontology annotation, molecular function: GTPase activity; GTP binding. Gene Ontology annotation, biological process: melanosome transport; positive regulation of exocytosis. NCBI's taxonomy places the organism in Eukaryota, Metazoa, Chordata, Aves, Sphenisciformes, Spheniscidae. The transcript has 5 exons. The record is from RefSeq and is a predicted model, not a curated record.
AUGACUGAUGGAGACUAUGAUUAUCUGAUCAAACUCCUGGCCCUUGGAGACUCUGGGGUUGGAAAAACAACGUUCCUGUACAGAUACACCGAUAACAAAUUUAAUCCAAAAUUCAUCACGACAGUAGGGAUAGAUUUUCGGGAAAAACGAGUGGUAUACAACAGCAGAGGACCAAAUGGAUCUCCAGGAAAAGCCUUCAAGGUGCAUCUCCAGCUUUGGGACACAGCCGGACAGGAAAGAUUUCGAAGUCUCACCACAGCGUUUUUCAGAGAUGCUAUGGGCUUUUUACUAAUGUUUGAUCUCACCAGUCAACAGAGCUUCUUAAAUGUCAGAAAUUGGAUGAGUCAGCUGCAAGCCAAUGCAUAUUGUGAGAAUCCAGAUAUAGUCUUAAUUGGUAAUAAAGCUGAUUUAUCAGACCAAAGGGAGGUAAACGAAAGGCAAGCAAAAGACCUGGCAGACAAAUAUGGCAUACCGUACUUCGAAACAAGUGCUGCUACCGGACAGAACGUGGAGAAGGCUGUGGACACGCUUCUGGACUUGAUAAUGAAGCGUAUGGAGCAGUGCGUGGACAAGACACAGGUCUCUGACACAGCCAACGGAGGAAGCUCGGGAAAGCUAGAUUCAGCAAAACCAGAGGAGAAAAAGUGUGCCUGCUAAACGUCACCUCUAAACUGUGAGAACCAAUGAAAAUAGUUCAUCAGAAUAUGGCUGACCUACCACCAAAUUCAAACCGGCUUUCUUGAGCCGUGCACAGAAGCAAAGUUACAUUGUUUUAUUGGGGUUGUGCAUUUUUCUCCAAAGAACUGGUUUAAAACUAAAAGCUGUGUUUCAGUGAGGCUCUUGUUCCUGAUACGGUGCCAUCUUAAUGGAAAACUCUCCCACCUCUUCUUCCCCACUCCUUUUCCCCCAGCCCUCAUCUUUAUUUUUCAUGUGAUCAGGAUACUGAAUAGAGGAAAGUAGCUUUAUUUUUUUAAAAAAGGAGGGAAAGAACCUAUUGUCUGCAUACACUGGAUAUUGAAAUUAAAAUGGAGGUGGGUGGUUUUCUAGGUCUGUGCCAUUUUUCCACAGAAUCCUGUUUCAUUAUAAUUCUUAAUCUGCAUCAGGGACCGUGUGUUUUCUAAGGCAGAGAUACAAAAGAUUUUAUGUGGCCUAUUAAGAAAAACUUUUAUCACUUGCACAGAGUAAGCAAUGCUGUGAAUCCGUCCUGACUGAAUCACUGAGACGGUGGCUGGGGGGGUGGGUUGCGUGUGUGUGUUUUGGGUUUGGGGGUAGGAA